Xenopus tropicalis (tropical clawed frog) is the source of this 1661-nucleotide messenger RNA. It is a transcript of the gene agtrap, whose product is annotated as angiotensin 2 receptor associated protein. Gene Ontology annotation, cellular component: membrane. The record is from RefSeq and is marked provisional. Lineage: Eukaryota; Metazoa; Chordata; Amphibia; Anura; Pipidae. Gene Ontology annotation, biological process: angiotensin-activated signaling pathway.
AUUUCUGAAGUUUAGGGAAGGCAAAAGGAGUCACGGAUAUGGAGUUACCGGCUGUUAACUUAAAGGCAAUUGUCUUCACACACUGGCUGCUGACAGUAUUUGCAUGCAUGAUUGAUUGGCUUCCUAAAGCCUAUGGUUUGGCAAACAUAACAAUCCUGGCAAUGGGAGUUUGGGCAAUUGCACAGAGGGAUUCUAUUGAUGCAAUUUUUAUGUUUCUCAUUGGGCUGUUGCUGACUAUUUUGACUGAUAUCCUUCUUUUUGCACUGUACUUUACUGAAGCAGAGAAAGCAUCAGAAUCAGGACCUCUUCGAGAUUUGUUUCGCUUUAGUUCAGGCAUGGGCAUUUUCAGCCUGCUUCUGAAACCUUUGUCUUGCUUCUUCAUGUAUCACAUGUAUCGUGAGCGAGGGGGAGAGUACUUUGUCAAUCUAGGAUUCAUUACUCUUUCCAGAGAUCGCAGCUCCUACCAGUCCAUCGAGCAUAUGGAUCCUCCAGCUGACCAAGAUAACAAAUUGCCAUCACGCACAUAUUGAAAAUAUAAUAUGACGUGAUCAGAUUAAAUAACUGGGACUAAAAGGAAGAAUGCCUAAAGCAGAAAAGCAAGAUCUGAUACCUGGGCUGUACAUGCCCUUGUGUUCUCGCCCAGAACUAGUAAAAAUAUGUGCUGAGGACCAUUCAGAUUUGAGACUUAUAAGAGGAUACAACAAGUUAUUCAUUAUCAACAAAUGUUCAAUAGCGCUUGUGUUAAAAAUGAGGUCUAUAUAUUUUCUUUGCUAAAAGGAAGGAGAUAGUUAAACCAGUUCCAGCAUUGGGAUUAAUUUGUCCCCAUCUUUCACUUUAACUUCCAGAAUAUACUGUGACAAUCAAUACAAAUUUAGGUUUUGUUUUAUAAGAUUAUUUUUGGUUCAGUAAGGAACAUAAACUUUAAAAAAAUAGUUUGCAUACUUGCAAAUCUUUAAAUUGUAUAAACUGUGAACAGGAUAAAUACAUGUACUAACACUGCUAAAAUAUUAGUAUAGAAAUAUUUCUGUAAUAUAUUUGCCUUUUAGGGUAUUUAAAGAAAUGUUAAGAAUAAAAUAUUUUAAAAAAGGCCAUAUGCUAUGCCAUCUUACUAUACUAGCAUCAUCUGAUGUGUUUGCAUUUUGCACAUUGUGGGAGUAGCGAAUGAUUAUAGGUCAGCUUCUACUGUACAGUAGAACUAAAUGCAACGAUACACUGUUCACAUAUCUGGAUUCCUAGAACAUUCUGAUGAAAGCCAUCAAGGUAGAUAUUAGGUUAUUUAAUUAAAGGUAAAAAGUGUUCCUGAAGAACCUACGCUAUGAAUGAAUGCUAUUGCUCCUCCCUUGAUGAGCUGCUCCAAAAUUUUGGCUGUCCUUCUUUCCUUACUGUGUCUCUGCAAAUACGCCCAGCAGUGUCCCUGAAAAAAAAAAAAAAUUAUAUAUAUUAAAAGUCCUGGAAGUAUGGUGCACACAGAGUACUCCAGGUACUGCCUGGGUGCAUGGUUAACAUAACAUAAAUAGUAAGCACAAACAAACCGCACUCACAGGACUUGUGUGAAGCAAAAAAAUGGUGUUUAAUUCAAUGUUUCCUAUGAAUACAUUUGCAGUCACACAAAACAUGUUAGGUUUUUAUCUUUAAUAAAGCUUUUUUGAAAUUUUAUCCGA